Indicator indicator is the source of this 1385-nucleotide messenger RNA. RefSeq names its product SH3 domain containing GRB2 like 3, endophilin A3 (gene SH3GL3). Gene Ontology annotation, cellular component: glutamatergic synapse; presynapse; cytoplasm. Gene Ontology annotation, biological process: endocytosis; synaptic vesicle uncoating. The record is from RefSeq and is a predicted model, not a curated record. Bases 2 to 1039 code for a protein of 345 amino acids. The transcript has 9 exons. NCBI's taxonomy places the organism in Eukaryota, Metazoa, Chordata, Aves, Piciformes, Indicatoridae. Gene Ontology annotation, molecular function: protein binding.
AAUGGCAUACAAUGACCAGAAGUUGUUCAGUGAAAAAAUAAGUGGAGCAGAAGGAACAAAGUUAGAUGAAGAAUUUCAAGAGAUGGAGAGGAAAAUUGAUAUCACUAAUAAAGCUGUAACAGAGCUUCUGUCCAAAUCCACAGAGUAUCUUCAGCCCAAUCCAGCAUACAGAGCGAAGCUGGGAAUGCUGAACACUAUGUCAAAAAUCAGAGGACAAGUUAAAACCACAGGCUAUCCUCAAACAGAGGGACUCCUAGGAGACUGCAUGAUACGGUAUGGCAGAGAGCUUGGCGAUGGUUCUAUGUUUGGGCUUGCACUGCUGGAUGCUGGUGAGAGCAUGAAGCAAAUGGCAGAGGUGAAGGACUCUCUUGAUAUUAAUGUCAAACAAAAUUUUAUUGAUCCUCUACAGUUGUUGCAGGACAAAGACUUAAAAGAGAUUGGGCAUCAUUUGAAGAAGCUAGAAGGACGCCGUUUGGAUUAUGAUUAUAAAAAGAAGCGUUUUGGAAAGAUACCAGAUGAAGAAGUUAAACAAGCAGUAGAAAAAUUUGAAGAGUCAAAAGAACUGGCUGAAAGAAGCAUGUUCAAUUUCUUAGAGAAUGAUGUAGAGCAAGUUAGCCAGUUGGCUGUGUUUGUAGAAGCAGCACUAGAUUACCAUAAACAAUCCACAGAAAUUUUGGAGGAUCUGCAGAGCAAGCUGCAAAACCGAAUAAACAUAGCAUCUAGUCGGCCUAAGCGUGAAUUUAAGCCAAAGCCUGUAAUAACUACCACUCUGGAAAUGGGUGAUAAUCAGCAGCACAAUGGGAUUGCUUAUAGUUCUUCCAUAAAAUCAUCAGGUUCUUCAAUGCACAUGGAUCAGCCAUGCUGCCAAGCUCUCUAUGACUUUGAGCCAGAAAAUGAAGGCGAGCUUGGUUUCAAGGAAGGGGACAUCAUAACUCUGACCAAUCAGAUUGAUGAGAAUUGGUAUGAGGGGAUGUUAAAUGGAGAGUCUGGUUUCUUCCCCAUUAAUUAUGUUGAAGUGAUGGUUCCCUUGCCUCAGUGAUUGUAUCAUUCAAGCUGUGAACGUGAUUUCAUGACUGAAAUAGAUUCACAAAUGUUCUGUCAGUGUGGCAUUCUGUGAAAGCCUUGCUGUUUGACUGACUUACUGACUUUUGUAUGCGUCUUUUUAAAAUGUAUUUAUUUUAUAUUAAAAAAAAUCACCUUCCCUGACUCAUCAACCUGCAAAAAAACCCCUACCUAGUUUUUUUGCUUUGUGCCUUGAAGAUCACUGUAUGAAGUGUUUACUGGUAGCUCACUGUUGCUCCAAAAAAUGCAUUUCCUUGCUAUCACUGUAUGUGGAUUGGGGUUUUUUUUUAAUAUAUUUGGCUGCAAUGAUUUUAUUAUUGAAA